AUGUCUCUUCCUCACGACAAUCCAACAUUGCCAUAUUGGCUCACGCACCACUCAGAUCUCUCCAAGCAUCGAACCACAGAAGAGCUGCCGCGUGAGGCAGAUGUCAUCAUCGUCGGCUCAGGCUAUUCGGGCGCCGCCACUGCCUACCAUCUCCUUAAGAAGGACGACGGCAAUCGGCCAUCCGUCGUCAUUCUAGAGGCACGCGAUGCUUGCUCUGGAGCCUCAGGUCGCAAUGGCGGGCAUCUCAAGCCAGAUAUUUACUUCGGUGCAACAAUCAAUGAGAAGAGCUUCGGCACCAAAGCCGCAGAAGAGCUGAUGAAAUUCGAGAUUGAGCAGGUAUUAGAUGUCAAGAAGCUCGUAGAGAGGGAAAACAUCGAUUGCGACUUUGAGUUAACGCGAGCCAUCGAUGUUUUCACGGAUCAUCGUGUGUUGGACCCUGUUGUUGCCGCGGUCACAGAUAUGAAGACACGCGGAUUCCCAUUUCCAGACGACUUACACUAUAUCGCCGACCCGAAGAGGGCGGAGCAGGUGUCUGGUGUGAAGGGUGCUCUGGCGGCGUUUACUUUCACAGCAGGCUCAGUAUGGCCCUACAAGAUGAUUUUGCAUCUGCUCCGCCGAUGCUUAGAAUGGGGUGCAAGUCUCCAAACGCACACUGCAGUCUCGACGAUUUCGAGAACCAGUGAUGGUCGCUGGGUACUGGAAACCCCUCGAGGUCAAAUCACUGCGAAGAAGGUCGUCGUGGCCACCAAUGGCUACACACUGCUGCCUGAGCUUGAGAGCAAGAUCACCCCUGCCAAGGGGGUCGCCUGUAGGAUCGCGGUACCGGAGGAUGGCAAGCGAGCUCCCCAUCUGAACAAUUCCUACGCCAUCAGAUACGGGCCUGGUGAAUACGACUACUUCAUUUCCAGGACGGACGGUAGUGUUGUGGUUGGAGGGGCCAAACAAGCUGUCCUUGCCAAAGACGAAUACUGGCACAACAACACCGAUGACUCGGAACUGAUCCCAGGAGCGGAGAAGUACUUUGAAAAUUACAUGCAGCGGAUGUUCCAUGGGUGGGAGGACUCCGGAGCCCGAGUGACUGAUAUCUGGACUGGCAUCAUGGGAUAUUCGGCUGAUCUGAUGCCCUGGGUCGGAGAGAUGCCUGGGAAGCCAGGAAUAUUCGUCACGGCCGGUUACACCGGGCACGGGAUGCCCAGAGUGCUUGGAUGUUCUGUUGCCAUUGCUGGACUCAUACGCGAGGAUAUUAAAUCUUUAAAGGAGACGAAUGUCCCACAGCCGUAUUGGAUCACCGAAGAUAGACUCCAUGUGCAAGGCAGCUCUGUCCGUGAGUACAUGGCACACUCUCGCACCGCGCGCCAAUGA
This is a messenger RNA of Exophiala aquamarina CBS 119918, 1362 nucleotides long. RefSeq lists its product as uncharacterized. Gene Ontology annotation, cellular component: cytoplasm. Bases 1 to 1362 code for a protein of 453 amino acids. NCBI's taxonomy places the organism in Eukaryota, Fungi, Ascomycota, Eurotiomycetes, Chaetothyriales, Herpotrichiellaceae. Gene Ontology annotation, molecular function: oxidoreductase activity. The transcript has a single exon. The record is from RefSeq and is a predicted model, not a curated record.